This is a messenger RNA of Ochotona princeps (American pika), 805 nucleotides long. It is a transcript of the gene MS4A13, whose product is annotated as membrane spanning 4-domains A13. Bases 207 to 767 code for a protein of 186 amino acids. The record is from RefSeq and is a predicted model, not a curated record. The transcript has 7 exons. NCBI's taxonomy places the organism in Eukaryota, Metazoa, Chordata, Mammalia, Lagomorpha, Ochotonidae. Gene Ontology annotation, cellular component: plasma membrane. Gene Ontology annotation, biological process: cell surface receptor signaling pathway.
AAGAAAUAAGUUUGCUCAGUUUUUUUAUUAUCUUAAUACCACAUGAGAGAAUGAGAGAUAUCCUUGGUAUUGAAGAAGCAGCUUUGAUAAGUUGUCUGAAAAAAAUAAAGAUUAUGUUCAUAUAGAAAGAACAAGAUGGCAGACGUUUGCUAAUAAAAAUAUCACCAAAGUUUGAAGAAAAAUAACCUUGAGGAAAUGCUGGUAGUAUGGCAUGUGCGUGUGGAAGUUCAAAAAUCUCUAGAGCAGACAGUCUUGUUUUAGGAGCUAUCCAGAUUAUGAUUGGCAUCUUUCAUGUUUUGAUGUGGUAUUUCCUUUUGGUUUUGUACAUGGGACAAGUCAAAGGAGUCUUUGGAACAUAUGAACCUAUAACUUACAAAGCAGGAUGUGCUUUAUGGGGAGUUAUGUUUAUCAUUUCAGGAGCUGUCAUAAUAAGAUCAACAAAUCAUCCAACUCAGUGCCUGGCUAUGACUGCACUGAUCAUGAACAUCUUCUCCAUACUCGUUACAAUUGUCGCAGUAAUUCUGGUAAUAGUUGAGUUGUCAAGUUUCAAAUCUGUGUCAUAUAGGAAUUAUGGACAAGCGAAACUUGGGAGGGAAGUCUCCCGCAUCUUACUGUACUCCUAUCCCCUGGAAUUUAUUAUUGCACUUACAUACUCAAUCUGCAGCUGUUCACACUUGAGUAAGAAAAAACCAGAAAGAUCUUAUCCCUCACCUCCUCCUCGUACACCUGUUACAGAGGAACCUGAGAGCAAUGUAUCAAGAGCUUAAUCCUGCAAGAUUUUGACUGGUGCUGAUACCUGCUGUGG